This is a messenger RNA of Camellia sinensis, 3417 nucleotides long. RefSeq lists its product as uncharacterized. Lineage: Eukaryota; Viridiplantae; Streptophyta; Magnoliopsida; Ericales; Theaceae. Gene Ontology annotation, molecular function: nucleic acid binding. The record is from RefSeq and is a predicted model, not a curated record.
AUUGGAAGUGCACCUUCACGUGACCACCACAAAAAGCCAGCCCAAACGCACUUCGUCGUCAAAAUCUAUUGUCGAUCACUGCUCCCUCUCUCUCUCUCUCUCUCCUCGUAAUCCAUCGAAUUCAUUCAUGAAAUUGACUAAAUUGUACUGUUCUAGGGUUGAUUCGAUCUCGAAUUCCAGCUCAAUUUGAUGGUUUCUUCGAUAGAAGAACCCUAGAAUUCCUCGCUCGAGAGAAGCCAUGGAGGGGUCUGUGGAGGAUCUCGGAGCCCCUCCUGAUUCAUGGGAAGUGGCGGACUUGGAGGCUAGCGUCAGCAGAUUGAUGCUCUCUUCUUCUUCGAAUCCGCCAUCAUCGUCAUCUUCUUCUUCUUCCUCCAACUUUGCUUCUCAUGAGCUCGCCGAUGCUUCAGCUUCAGUUUCCUCGUCUUCGGCUGUUGCUUCUCAGCUAAUUGGGGGUGUUUCUGAAGAUGUUAUCAGUUCGGUAGAUCAGUUUCUUCGCGAAGCUCUGCAGAACCCUCGGGAGAGGCUUUCUGUUCUAAGGAUGGAACAAGAUGUCGAAAAGUUCAUUCGGGAUCGCACUCAACAGCAAAUGGAGUUCCAGCAACUGCCGACUUCCUAUCUACGGUUGGCCGCACACCGUGUGGCCCAACACUACUCAUUGCAGUCGAUGGUUUUAUUGGACAAUACUUUACCUGAUGGUUCUGGUUCCAGAAUUAUUGUCCGCAAGACUGCUGAUUGUCGUCUUCCUUUGAUUCGCUUGGCAGACAUCCCUGUAAAGUUGCCAACAGAAGACAGUGGUGUUGUUAAGGUUGCUAUUAAGCAGAGGCCACAGAAACGGUCACCGGCUGUUGGCAGUACAAAUUCGAAUUCUAUCAAGGCCAAUAAUUCAAAAAGUGUGGAGGAGAGAAAAGAGGAAUACAAUAGGGCUCGCGCACGGAUAUUUAGCUCUGGUAGUUUUAGUGGGGGUAUUGGUGGGAGACCAGAAAAUGAACCAAGGAUGCAGGAUAAUUUCCAGCAUAAUUCAUUGGUGAUAUCAAAGGUGGAAGAGAAAUUUAUUCCAGGAGGGUCUGAUGUUAACAGUGGCAGAGGUUUGAUUGAUUCUUCCACAAGUAGCAGUAGAUUAGCUCGAAGUAGGACAGAGGAGCCAGUUGGUAGGUCUAGAGCAAAUAAUAAGGUGGCUAUUUUCCGGGACCGUGAUUUUGACCGCAAGGAUCCUGAUUAUGAUCGAAACUAUGAUAGAUAUAUGCAAAGAUUUGACCCUGGAUUUGGGUUCAAUGGAGGACCAUAUGCCGUUCAGCCUAUGUACUCCCCUGCAUUGAACUACAACACUGAAUUCCCACAACUUGGUACGGCUCACAGGCCUGCGAUAUCUACUGAACACCAACCUCGGCUACUCCCUCAACAUAUACCUGGUCAAUGGGCUGCACCAUCCACCGCAGCUGGAAUUGGUUAUGGUCAUCCAGAUGUCAUGAUGACCACAUUCAGUCCCAGUCAUGUUGGUGCACGCUCCACCUCUGGCUUAUAUUUACAUUCAGCUCAAUAUCCUUGCCAGCACCCUGGAAUCCCGUUCAUCCAUCCUCAUGAACAGGUUCACCAACCCUUUUCACAGCCUCAACAGCAGCAACCUGAUGCAAGUUUUGGAUUAGCCCGGCCCCGGUAAGGGGCGAGGGCCAUGCCUGCACCCUGCCAGCACGUUCUGAGCUUGAAAAGUGAACCAGCUUGCUAAAGUUUGGCCACAUGUAAUCUCAACUGGUAGGUGUGCAGGCAUUAAGCAGCCGAGUUGGCCUAGGAAUGGACAGAUCAAUCUUAUGUUCACCCUCUUUGAUCCAAUUCCGCCAAUCUCGGUUUCCGAUGAGAGCUUCUCGCAUAUUUGAUGAAGCUCACUGGUUGGCAGGCACUUCCCUUUAUGAGCUCUCUGAGAGCUUUGCUAUGCCACUGAUGAUGAUGAUGAGGAAUGAACUUAGGAAAAGAAUUUACCGGAGCAGAGAAGUCUUGUUUUUGUUUCGAUGAAGCACCACAAAAUGCAAAAGGAAAUGCUUAUAAAAAUGAUUUUUUAAGGAAGUGGUGGUUCCUAGUUUCUGCCCCUGGACACAUUGGUGCAACCUGGCUGUCUUCCUUCAGCAAAGCUCCGGUCAUCACUUGUUACUGGCUGGACUCAAUGACGGUACAUCUUCUAAUUGAUAGCACUCCUCCUGAACUUCAAAAUCAAGGUGCUGCAAUGUGAGUGCAUGAGGUUGAUGCUCUCUGAUAGACGAUUCUUCAACCAAGGCAAGAAAUUUGUUUGGCGCCAAGUGUGCCUUUUGCGAAGUGCAACAGUAUUGGGGUAUUGAUUUACUUUGUGACUUGGGUUACCUUCCCUCCGUUAAUCAUAGGUUGGGCUAGAUGCCUCCUGAGAUACAUACAUCCUUCCAAGGAGGCGAUAGAUACUUGUAGAUGAGCUUGACAAGAGUACAGAGAUUUUCUUGCCUUGGUUGGAUUUGGGGACUUUAUUUGGAUUGAGCCCUAGCGUUUUGACCAUCAGUGUAUACUCAGGCUCUUACCGGGCAUUGGUUUAAGAGUAUACUAAUGGUCAAAACGUCAAGGUUCAAUCCGAAUAAAGUCCCCAAAUUGAACGGAGGCAAGAAAAUCUGUGUACUCCCGUUGAGCCUGUCUGCAAGUGUCUAUCACAUGGUACCAUGCCCCUCUCCAAUAUCCACUCAGACUCUCUCAGGUACUCCCACUCCAUGUGGGGUGAAUCUCUCAUAAAUAAUGGCAGGGCCACCCUCAUCACCAUCAUUAUUUGGACCCGCCUACAUGUUGGCCCUCUCGAAUAUGGAUGCCGGUAGCACCCUUGCAGGCACGAGAACUCUCAGCUGGUGCUGUUGCCUCUCUCCUCAUGCAUCGGGCGUUUCCACCUACCUCUAUCCCCUUGACUGCCAGAACCUCCUGCGACCGUUGACAUCCUAGAAGAAAAAACAAAGUAAUUAUAUACAAAAGAAAUUCAAAUUUCAGCCCUAUGAGGAGAUAUAUGGGCACGGGCCAGGCAUGGUAAGAUGAAAUAUACAAACUCACGUGGCCGUCAUGCAAAAAAAAUGUGAUUUUCUAUGAAAGUCAUGUUUGGAUUUGUUUCCCUUUGAGGCCAUGAUAUAGAAUGACUCUUGUUACUUUGUCUUAUAAAUUGAAAUUCUUACUAGGUAAUUAAUGUUAUAAGUGGUAAUUUUUUUUUGGCUUUUUGAGGAAAUAUAGUGGCUUUUGCUAUAUUUUGUCUAGCUGCUCGUUCAAGUCAAUGAAUGCUUUUAUUGAUCUAAUAUAUUUUAUCCCGUUUGAGAAUGCUGAUUUUUUUGAAUUUUAUGAAAAGAUGUGUAAAAAGUGGAGAGAGUGAUGUGAUAUUUUAUAUCCAGUACCUCCUGUUAACAGUGUGUUAAGGACAACUUUGUUUUA